UUAAGCUUCGAUUUAUUAUGUGUUUUGUUCUUCGUCCGGUUUUUUAACUAUCUAGUACUAAAGCUCAUUAAGAAUUUUAUCUCUUUAUUAUUAUUCAAAAGUAUCGUGUGAUUUCAAAAGGCAUUGUAGUUGAGUUGUAAACGGUGAGCGGAAAGAUUCAAAUUCACGCGAAUUUUUUUUGUUUUUGUUUUUGUUGUUGAGCUUCGAUUCAUUGUGUUUUGCUCUUCGUCCGGUUUUUUAACUACUGAUCUAACCAAAACUCGUUAAGAAUUUUAUCUCUUUAUUGUUCGUUUAAUUUCCUUAAACCAAAUUAAAAAGAAGACAAGAAUAAGAUCAAGGAAGAGAUAACUUACAAAGACGCUGAUACGUCAAUACAAAAAACGACGCCAAGACGGCCGAACGCUGAAUUGCAUUCAUUUGAAGGAAGGGUCGAUAGAGCCAAACACCCCUUAUUUAGCGAGAAAAAAGCUUGAGAAAAUAAAGAGACCGCUGAAGUUAACWGUGAAUGCGGGUAGACACGGUUCAAGCAUCUUCUUUGAAGUAAGAAAAUUGUUGUCCAUACAUUUGAGGAKGAAAUGUUCCGGUACACUUCUAGUGUUACUCUAGAUCUUAAGUGUCUAGAAAGAACCAAAUAAACAGCUCUUCUAGGAUAWAUAUCUGCCUCGAAUGAGAAGGUAUCCAAAUCAAAGUGCUUGCGAUUACUCUGUGCUACGCGCGGACCUUGAAGACACUGAGCUAUAGCAGUCGACUAGACAUGAAAGUAUGUUCUGUGUCGUUGGGUUGAAAAAGAACAACUUAAAAAAAUAGAGAUAGCUGAAGAGCAAGUUUUUUUACUCGUAUUAAGUUGAUGUAAACUAAACCGUUUUAGCAUACCAAGAGAAACAGCUUUUUAGAAGACACAAUACUUAUCUCGUUCRAUUAGCCAAGAAAAUAUUUCGAGGUCACUUAAAGAUUAUCAAUAAUUGAUGUUUGACGUUGGAGGUCUUUAACUCGGUCUCACUAACUAAACUAAGAAACAGGUAAGAAUACUGUCUCAUUGAAGAAGUACUUUAAACCUUGAAUGAUUCUCUGCUAUAGCGGCCGAUAAAUCCUCCGACUUAACCGCCUUCAGCACCAUGGAAACCAUGGAAAGCAAGAUCGUCAAGACAAUUGCAAGUGCACUCGUCACAUUCUUUGCCAUAUUGGGGAAUCUCCUCGUCAUUGCCGCCGUGUUGCUCAUCCCGAGGAUGAAGACCGUCACGAAUUACCUGAUCGUYAACAUGGCGGUAGCAGACUUGCUAUACAUCUUAGUCAUCAUGCCRCCGUUCUUCGUUGAGAUUUUCGAGCUCUAUACCUGGGCGAUGGAGAAUUACGGUCAAGGCGUGUACUUUUGUAAAAUUGYCAAUUUUGGUCAAUACUUUCUGGCUACCGUGUCUGUCCUGACCCUAGCAGCUAUUGCUGCAGAUCGCUUCUUUGCCAUCGUACUCCCACUUCGAAAAGUCUUCACAAAGCAAGUAUUCUAUUAUAUAGUUCCAGUUAUUUGGRUAAUCGCGUCCGCAGUUGCAGCACCAGUGUUGUAUGCCUUUAAGAUUAAGGAGACAGAAGAUGGCUACCUAUCAUGUGAACAAGACUGGGCGCCCGCCUUUGACGAUCUCCGAGCGUCGCUCAUCUACAGUGGUAUCCUUUUUGCAGUAGUAUACUGCAUUCCAUUUCUGGCAAUCACCGUCAUGUACGCGAUUAUUUGCAGGAGACUUUGGAAGCGAAAAAUAUUAAACACCCGUCAUAAAAGACAGUAUCAAAAAGCCAUCGAGUCUCGCAAGAAGGUCGUCAAGAUGCUCAUCACAGUUGUWAUAGCGUUUGUCAUCUGCUGGCUUCCAGUUCAAGUUAUAACAUUCAUAUGGGAAGCAAACCCACACAUCAAAUUUCCUUACUCGUUAUUUUUCGUCUGUAUGUUCCUUAUGAGGGCGCAUGCKUGCACAAGCCCUUUUGUUUAUGCUAUUUUUAGCGAGAACUAUCGCCGUGGAUUUAAGGUGGCUCUUACCAGCUGUUGCUAUGGAAGGAAGUUYAGUUUGAGMWCACAACCUUCGUUGCUAAGGUCAACGAACAUGACCAUGUCAAGUCGUCGYAGUUAUCAACUGAAGGUGAUAUCCCGAGAAUUGAGCCCCAAUGAAGAAGAUGAUAACUGUGAGAAGAAAACAAUCACGAAUUGUCUUUUAAAAAAUGGYAAUCAAGCUACUACCAUAAUGGACGACUCAUAAAUCCGAGUCCAGUAAUGAAACUGAUCUAAGUUGAGCACGGUUAACUCACACAUGAAACAACCUCUGGGCUGAUCUAAGUCAGGGCAUGGCUAACUYAMASAUUGAACCCUGAAACAACCUCUGGGCUGAUCUAAGUCAGGGCAUGGCUAACUCACAGAUGGAACCCUGAAACAACCUCUGGGCUGAUCUAAGUCAGAGCAUGGCUAACUCACACAUCAAACUCUGAAACAACCUCUGUGCUGAUCAAAUUCAGGGCACGCUUAAAUCACACAUGGAACCUUGAAACUGCCUCUGGGGUGAUCAAAGUCAGGGAAUUGGCAACUCAUGACUGAUUGAACCCCUCUGUUUCCUAUAGCGCAUGCGCACUUAUAAUAUAGUUWUUCUACGUUUCUGGUGAUCUGACUUUAAGAGGUUUUGAAUAUCAUAACAUUACGUUAUGUAUCUUGGCAUAGUAAUGAAAAAAUAGACCUUAUUGCAUAUAGACAACCACUGGWUAUGAGCAAUCGCGAGCUUUGAUUGGCUGCUCUACUAAUAGGUUAUCAGCUCAUGUACAUUAGUAGAAAAAGUCCAAAAUGGCUGACCGGUUUGCCCAACUUUCUGAGGAGGCUAUAAAGACUCCACUUGAGAACAAAACAGCAAAAAAUGUUUGGUUAUUGUUAUUGGUUAAUGCCUUCAAUAAUAAUAAUAAUAAUAAUAAUAUUAUUAUUAUUAUUAUUGUUUUCCCGUUUAAGACUAAAUGUACGCACAGACGGUACAACAUUGCACGCAGCAGGACUGAUUCAGCGCGUGUUUACCCUCGAAACUUGUUGCAUGCAACAAUCUGAAGUUGAAUGGCGCUCUACUCUUGCAACAUUGCGCGCAACAAAUUUCAUCGUGUGAACAUGGUUGCAACAUUGCGUGCAACAUUUCGAAAAUUCCAGCCAAUCGGCUUGCACCAAAUUCAUAACCGCUGACCAAAUUUCUUAACUUAGCAGGCUGACACAAGCGAUGUUGCGUGAUUUUGUUGCAACGAAUCAAUGUUGUGUGCAACGUUGCACCGUGUGUCCACACCKUAAGAUUCUUUAAUCGAGUUGCCAUAUUGCUUACUAUCAAUCACGUGACUUUUUGGAGUUGGCUGGGGGGCAAACAAGCGGUUGACUGGGGGGCAACUAGCGGAUGCUAAGUCAAAACAU
Actinia tenebrosa (Australian red waratah sea anemone) is the source of this 3409-nucleotide messenger RNA. Its product is annotated as RYamide receptor-like. Gene Ontology annotation, molecular function: G protein-coupled receptor activity. Gene Ontology annotation, biological process: G protein-coupled receptor signaling pathway. The record is from RefSeq and is a predicted model, not a curated record. Lineage: Eukaryota; Metazoa; Cnidaria; Anthozoa; Actiniaria; Actiniidae. Gene Ontology annotation, cellular component: plasma membrane.